AGCCCAGGUGCUCUCAAUACAUACGGUUCCGGUGAGCGCCGCUUGAGGAACGGAAAGUGAGGCGCGAUCUUUUCGAAUACCGGUCUCCUACGCACACCGCGACUAUCUUUUUUCUUUGUGUAUGGAGGUGUCGUGUGCGGGUUCUCCCCACCAUCAGCAUCUGCCUGCUUCGCUGGUUCGUUAGCCAUUCAACAUUGAACACCACGAACACGGAGAUGAGCGAGGUCGAGUUUCUGCUUGCGCUCCCGACGCCUGUGGAGGGCAUCGAGCGGUACAUCUCUCGCGACAACACGCUGGCCCUCUCGGUCGAGUCCGCCGCCGACCUCGCCCACCGCUACUACGCGGCAGUCCAGCAACACCUACGCAGCGCCGCGCCGCACGUGGAGGGGGACGUCAUUCCCGCACUUGCCUUUGCGCUGCGCCUCUUCAACGCAGAAAACUUCAGCGGUGAGCUCACCCCAGCUGAGCGUACCCGCCACGCACACGUGUUACGUCACUUUGGCGGUGUGGUGGAGAAGGGCUACGUAGGUCCGGAGGAGGAGGAGGAGAGCAGUGAGGCGCAGCGGAAGAACGGAAAUGAGAACGAAGAAGAGGAGGAGGAGGGAGCAGCGGCGGCUGCAAGGGCGAAGACGACGCAGACAGGCACCAGCGUCUCUGCGAAGACGUCUGCGGCGGCACGCGAGAAGCUGCAGGAUUUGUUUCUGCAGCGUCUGUUGACGACCGACGGCGAGAUGCCUGUAUCGGUGAUGCGUCUGCCUGGUCUGCUGCUGUGCAUCCUGGGCAUCGCCAAGGCCGAGGUCGAGGCGGGCGUUCCACUGAUCCCCUUCACAUCGCUGUGGCGCCUCCGUUCUCUCUUUCGCCAUCAACUCUGCCUGUCGCACCGCUCCAACACGAUCUUCGUAGCCCUUGCCGACUGCGUGGACGCCAUCUUGCGCCUUCCUACCGAGGAGCAGACGGUGGAGGCGCUGCUCGAAGUGGGUCACGUCCAGGGCUACUACCACCGCCGUGAUCUCGCCAAGGAGAGCUUCGACGCCGCGCGGCGCAUCAGCGGACUGACGCUGGAGGAGACGUCGAUGAUGGGCGUACGCACUCGGUGGCAGCAGCAUCAGCAGGUGCAAAUGGUGCUGGAUGCGAAGAGCAGCCGGCCGGUGCCGCCGGCGUCGACACAGGAGGAGCAGCCGAAGACGGUGAUGUCAGAAAAGGACGGGCACGAUUUGCUUGAUCGCCCGCGGGAAUCACCCGAGACCGCCACCUCGUCGCUUUCGCCGCUGCACCCGGAGGACAAAGCGAUCCUGCUGGCGCUCUGCAUGGACAUCCGCAACAACAAUCCCGACUACGGCUUCACGCACCACCACAUGAUGAUCUACAUUGAGCGCCUGUUGGCGGAUCCGGCCCCCUCGCCUUUCGUGCUGCGCUGCCAGACGCUGCUCAUGCGGGCCCGACUGGAGGCCCAUCGUAACCGAGUGCAGGAGCGCGCCUUCAUGCAGCUGACAGAGCUGUUGGACCAGUACUCUGCGCGCCGCGAUCCCCUGCACGAGACCUUCGCGCGCACGAACAGUCCCUACUUCUACAGCGUCGCCUUCCCGCCUAUCUGGGCACUGAAGCGCGAGUACGCCGACUUCUGCUUCGACGCGACCCUCUUCAAGACCGCCCUGGACGUGUACGAGCAGAUACUGGACUGGGAGAAGAUCAUGGAGUGCUGCGGGAAACUCGAUAAGCGGCGCCGUGCGGAGAGUCUGGCGCGGGAGCUGCUGGAGAAGGAUCCACAGAACCCGAUGCUGUGGGUCGCGCUUGGUGAGGCGACGCACAACGACGCGCAUCUGUGGAAAGCCUGGGAGCUGUGCGGCCAUAAGAUGGCGGCCCCGAUGCGAGCCCUCGCCCGCCUGGCGCUGGCGCGCGAGCACUUCGAUAAGGUCGUCGAGUACUUUGACGAGGCGGUCCGCGUGAACCCGGUCUUUGGUGGCGACUGGUUCACCCUGGGCUACGCCUCACUGCGGCUGAAGAACUUCCAGCGCGGCGGGGAGGCCUUCACGCGGGUCUGUCAGAUUGACCCGGGCGACGCCUUCGGGUGGAACAACCUCGCCUCCAUCAUGCUGCGUGAGCGGAAGCUGCGCCCCGCCUUCAACGCGAUGAGCCAGGCCAUCCGCAACAACCGCCGCGACUGGAGGAUGUGGCAGAACUACUUCCGAAUCGGGUGCGAGCUGAAGGAGGUGGCGGAGACGACGAAUGCGCUGCGCAUCGCGCUCGACAUCGCGCAGCGCCACAUCCAACUCGAGCGCGGCACGCUGGAGCUCUUCGUGGACAACACGAUCGCGUACUUAAGGGGUGAGAUCGACGGCACCUCUGCGGAUGCCGUGGAGGUGGAUGGCGCGAAGGCUGACGCGCUCGUGUACCGCAGCCUGGGCGUUUUGCCGUCUGAGGAGGACAUCCACCACGUCCCCGUAGCGCAGUCCAUCGCCGCGGCAGUCGCCGACGGCGAGGGAGAGGGCGGGGAGGAGGAAGAGGGAGCAGAGGACUGGGCUGGUCUGGUGCCCUUUGGGGCGGAGGUGGCGCUGCCGGACUCCGCCGCCUGGGGCAGUCGCAGUGCCCACGACACGGCCGAGCACGCCGCCCUUUUAGAGGGCAUCCGUCGCCGUCACGCAGACCGCGUGCGGGCCCUCUUCGCCACCAUCCUCGCGCUCUUCGUGAGCGACCCCGACAUCUACGCGUGCGCGGCAAAGCUCUUCCGUUUUAUGGAUGGCCCGAUGGAGUCCCUCCGCUACCACCAGAAGGAAUUGCGUGCCUGUCAACAGAAGGAUCAGUGGUCGAGGGAGGACGCCCUCUUCACCCGCACCGUCGAGGCGCUCGAGGGGAUGUCGCAGGACCUAUUCGAUGCUUCUGUGGCGGCGCAGGAGGGAGACGCGGCGCAUGUGCCGUUUACGCAGGCGGCGACCGCUCUUCCCCCCACCACGCCACCACCAGCUCCUGCUGCGGAUCAGCAAGAUAGCGGUGCUGGUGCUGCUGCAGCGGCUUCCGCUGUUGCACCUGCUGGUGCGGUGGGUGCGACGUCGGUGCCGACACCGUUGAGGGGCGAGGCCCUCCAACAGGCCAUCGUGGACGGUUUCAAGGAGUUGCAGACGAACAUCAAAGGCGCCUUGGACGCGGCGGAGGAGCACAUGGCGGGACACGCGAGCUACCAACGGCUGCGUGAGCUCGCGGCGCGUGUGCGGUGCGGUGUACAGGAGGCGAAGGCAGCCUUCGUAUAG
This is a messenger RNA of Leptomonas pyrrhocoris, 3245 nucleotides long. RefSeq lists its product as hypothetical. The coding region runs from base 216 to 3245 and encodes 1009 amino acids. Gene Ontology annotation, molecular function: protein binding. The record is from RefSeq and is a predicted model, not a curated record. Lineage: Eukaryota; Euglenozoa; Kinetoplastea; Trypanosomatida; Trypanosomatidae. The transcript has a single exon.